This is a messenger RNA of Aspergillus wentii DTO 134E9, 1980 nucleotides long. Its product is annotated as Elongator subunit ELP3. Gene Ontology annotation, biological process: tRNA wobble base 5-methoxycarbonylmethyl-2-thiouridinylation. Gene Ontology annotation, molecular function: acyltransferase activity, transferring groups other than amino-acyl groups; iron-sulfur cluster binding. The record is from RefSeq and is a predicted model, not a curated record. Lineage: Eukaryota; Fungi; Ascomycota; Eurotiomycetes; Eurotiales; Aspergillaceae. The transcript has 2 exons. Gene Ontology annotation, cellular component: nucleus; cytoplasm; elongator holoenzyme complex. Bases 113 to 1840 code for a protein of 575 amino acids.
ACGACGGUCAUAACAAUAUUCUUGCUCUGUUUGGUUCAUCGCUUCUCAUCUUGCUUCACAUAUUGUCUGUCUUUUUCUCUGCCCGCGAUCGCGCGGUGAAUUAUUCUUCACGAUGGCGACCAUGACCAUGACCAUGCCGCCACAACCCAAGCCCAAGAAGGGCGCAAAAUUGCUUCCGGAGAAUGAGAGGUAUAUGAUGGCCUGUUCUGACAUCGCAAAUGCCCUCAUUCAGGACUGGGAGAAUCAGAAGGACCCGACGAAACCCAAGAGAGAUAUCAACCUCAAUAAACUGCGGGGUCAAAUGUCAAAAAAGCACUCGUUGAGCAGCCAACCGCCACUGACAGCUAUCAUCGCCGCUGUUCCUGAGCACUACAAGAAGUAUAUUCUGCCCAAGUUGAUUGCAAAGCCUAUCCGAACAUCUUCUGGUAUUGCUGUCGUCGCUGUUAUGUGUAAACCCCACCGUUGCCCUCAUAUCGCCUAUACUGGAAACAUUUGCGUCUACUGCCCUGGUGGUCCCGACUCCGACUUUGAGUAUUCAACCCAAUCUUACACGGGAUACGAGCCGACUUCAAUGCGCGCGAUUCGAGCUCGUUAUGACCCGUUCGAACAGGCCAGAGGACGAGUGGACCAGAUCAAGUCUCUCGGUCACAGUGUGGACAAGGUGGAAUACAUUAUCAUGGGUGGAACUUUUAUGUCGCUCCCGGAGGACUACCGUGAAUCGUUCAUUUCACAACUGCACAAUGCGUUGAGUGGAUAUCAGACGGACAAUGUCGACGAGGCCGUUCAAGCCGGUGAAAUGAGUAAUGUGAAGUGUGUUGGUAUUACAAUCGAGACGAGACCUGACUACUGCUUGGAUACUCAUCUUAGCAGCAUGCUCCGGUAUGGAUGUACUCGACUUGAGGUUGGUGUUCAGAGUUUGUACGAGGAUGUCGCCAGAGACACGAAUCGAGGCCAUACUGUUGCUGCAGUGGCAGAGACAUUCAAACUCUCCAAGGAUGCCGGUUUCAAGGUUGUCAGCCACAUGAUGCCUGACCUGCCUAAUGUCGGCAUGGAGCGUGAUUUGUACCAAUUCCAGGAAUAUUUCGAGAACCCUAACUUCCGAACGGAUGGAUUGAAGAUCUACCCUACCCUGGUCAUCCGAGGCACAGGUCUCUACGAGCUCUGGAGAACGGGUCGCUACAAGAACUACACCCCGAAUGCGUUGAUCGACAUUGUCGCUCGUAUCCUUGCCCUGGUACCCCCAUGGACCCGUAUCUAUCGCGUCCAACGUGAUAUUCCAAUGCCCCUAGUCACCUCCGGUGUCGAGAAUGGUAAUCUCCGCGAGCUGGCUCUGGCGAGAAUGAAGGACUUUGGCACCUCGUGCCGGGACGUACGUACCCGUGAAGUCGGUAUCAACGAAGUCAAGAACAAAAUCCGACCAUCCCAGGUCGAGCUCGUCCGCCGUGACUACACCGCCAACGGUGGCUGGGAGACAUUCCUCGCCUACGAGGACCCUAAGCAGGACAUCCUCAUUGGUCUGCUCCGUCUGCGCAAAUGUAGCGCGACACACACUUUCCGCCCCGAAUUUACCGGCCAGCAGACAAGUAUUGUGCGAGAGCUGCAUGUGUAUGGUUCCGCGGUGCCCCUGCAUGGACGUGACGCUCGCAAGUUUCAGCACCGUGGCUUUGGAACUCUGCUAAUGGAGGAAGCCGAGCGCAUCGCCCGGGAGGAACACGGAAGCCGGAAGAUCAGUGUCAUUUCCGGUGUUGGUGUUCGCAGCUACUAUGCGCGCCUUGGCUAUUUCUUGGACGGUCCUUACAUGUCCAAGAUGCUGGACCCUGUCGAGGAUGAGGAAUAUUGAUUUAUAAUUCAAGACUCGGACGGUGCCCAUGGUCACUGUCCUACAAAAUAAAAAGGUUCCGGGUGAAUUGGGUUUGAUUGUCGGUAUUUGGUGUUUGAAAAAAAACGUUUCCUACGGGUGGUCAUGUCUGCAUUUAUGGA